AUGAACAUCAACAUUUUAUUAAUAUGCACAGUGUUUUCACACAUUGAAGCAGAAAUUCAGAUGUUAAUUAACCCAGUGAAUUUGCCUGAAAACAUGCUUCCUGGGACUCAACUAAGUCGAGUUUAUGAUAAAGACUUGGCUGGAAAAGCAGAUGUCUAUAGCUUUCUGAAGAAAACAAAGAAUUUUAUCAUUGAUGCAAGUUCUGGUGUAAUCAUUUCUACCAAAACUUUUGAUUCUGAAACCAAUCCAGUAAGUUUUCUGCUGAUAGUGGAUACCAGAGGGCUCUCCAGAUGUGUUUUGACCAUUAAUAUUAUUGAUGUUCCCAAACCUUCAGACUGUACUGCUGAUCCUCAGUUUUCUUCAGGCACAGCUACCUUAGAAAUUGAUGAGGACUAUCCAUUAUUUCAGUCCAUUUACAGAGUGACGGCCACAGAUGAGGACUUUGCAAAUGGGAAUAGGCUGACGCACACCAUUGAGUCACAGUUAUCUGGGACAAAGAAAGGAAGAAAUUCUUUUGGAGUGGAUCCUGUAAGUGGUGUUAUUAGCUUGAGAGGUGAAGAUUCGUUGGACUUUGAUGCUGGGUAUCAUGUUUUCCAGCUUACACUGAGAGCAGCAGAUACAGCAGGUCUGUUCCAUCAAGGGACACUAAUUAUCGUGAUUAGAGACGUAAAUGAUGAGGAGCCUCAAUUUGAGCCAUUUCCUUUCAAUUCUAUUAAUGUGACUGAAAAGAAACCUGUUGGAGAAAUUAUAGCAAGAGUAAAAGCAACAGAUCCAGAUGAAGAUAGCAGCAUCACUUAUUCCUUUAAAACUCAGCAGGAAAUGUUUGGUUUGGACCCUUUUUGGUAAUGUUUCUUUUUAUUGGUCACAGGCAUAAUCACUCUUCUUCAAUCUUUGAAUCUUGACAACCUGCAUAAUUCCAAAAUCUACUCUUUGGAAAUUGAGGCCAGAGAUAGUGGAAAUAAUGUCCCCAGCACCUAUAUGUUUACAGUUUUCGUUGAGAAUGGAGAAGAUCCCAUUUUCUGUGAUCCAAGCUUUUCAAUAGGUGCAGGUGUUUCAGUGUCUGUUCCUGAAAAUGUUCCUGCAUCUGCUUCUAUAUAUAUGAUUCUAUCAAGAGAUCCAGAUCUAGGACAAGAAGCUGAUGAAUUUAAACUUAGUGAUUGCUGUGGAAAUAGGGAGAACCUGUCCCUGGAGUCCUGCACCAGCACCAUCAAUAUAAACAUCCAGAAUGUCAAUGACGAGAGUCCUGUUUUUAUAUACAUACCAGAUGCGCCUAUAAAUAUUUAUGAAAAUCUGCCUGUUAGAACAAAGCUGGUCAAGUUGACAGCAACUGAUAGAGAUGUAGGGGACUUGGUACAUUAUGAAUUUAUAGGUACACAAAAAGAAUUUUCUAUAAAUGAAGAUUCAGUAGAGGUUACAAUCACCUAUCCUUUGGAUUAUGAAGAUGUAGCCACGCCAUAGUCUUGGGUAUUAUAUUUUAGAGCAUACGACAAUGAGUGAAUGCAUUCAACAACUGGGACACUUACAGUGGUUCUACAAGAUGUAAAUGACAAUCCACCAAAAUGCUCCCAGGAUGUUUACAUCAUUGAACUUCCUGAAAACAUCCCUGCUGUAACUCUUUUCCUAUCUUUAACUUGUACAGAUAAGGAUAGAACUGUUCCCAAUAACUAUAUAACUUAUCAUUUGAUUACGUAUACUUUUAUAAGCAAAACCUUUACCCUCACAAACAAUGAACUGAAGAUUGGACCUACACAUCUAAAUUUUGAUAAUGCAAUUUUUGCAGGAAUGCACUUCAAAUAUAAAUUGUCUGUGAGAGUGUCUGACCAAGGAAAUCCUAUACUAUCGACAGUUAUUAAAAUCAUUGUAAGGAUGAGUCGCAUAAAUGAACUGAAUCCGGUUGGAAGUACAUCGUCAUUUACCCUCAGUGUAUUUGAAUAUACUCCAGUUGAUACACUCGUUGGAAAAAUUACAUUUACAGAUGCAGACUGGCCAUUUAAUAAUAUAAAAUAUACCAUUGUUGGAGGCAAUUUGGGAACACCUCCCAAAUUUUACAUUGAACCAGAUACAGGAAUGUUAAAGCUAUUGGAUUCACUAGAUAGGGAAACUGAAUCAUGGUACAAGAUAGCUGUGAGAAUAACCGACUUGGACAACAACGCUGUCCCUGACCCCCUCAGACAGAGAAGUAGUACUGCUCGGGUGACUAUCAAUGUACUAAAUAUGAAUGAUGAACCUCCUGUAUGCAAUCCACCACAUUCAGAAACUUGGAUUUAUUCCACUGUUAAGAUUCCUUUCAUUCAGCUCAACUGUUUGGACAAAGAUUCUCCACAGGAACAACUGAGCUAUUCAAUUGUAGGAGGAAAUACAAAUAACCACUUCACACUUCGGAGACUAGGUGUUGACCGUCCUUCUCUGGCCAUCAUGCAGAAUUUCCAGUAUGCUAUAUUUCAAGGGACUCAGGACCCUGUGACUUUCCAGAUACUUAUCGAAGUUACUGAUGAAUUAGGUGGUAAUAAAGCUAGUCAGCUGUCAUCCACUACAACAGUCAUAAUUCAUAUGCCGUCCUGGACCACAGCACAGCCAACUUCUUCCACAAAAAAAGCUACAACUACAAUUACUACUUGUGUCUUAAUGAAGAUUUUAUAUUAUUGAAGCUCUGCUAACUGGAUGCCUGCAGUGCUAACUCUAACAGGAGUUCUUUUUGUGAUGUGUCUCUACGCUGUUGUAUGGUGCCUCUUCAAAGAUGUUCCUGCCUGUUCAAGAUUAUUUCCCCACUGUCUCAAACAUCAGCAGAGCCAACCAAGUCUCACCCCCUCAGAGGCUGGGCAGGUACCAAGGCAUGGAAAAUUAUUGAAUAGUGAUCCCAGACCAAACACAAAGCCAAACUUGCUGCCUGGAAAUCAUCAGAUACCCACCCACUCCCAUGGUCACCAUCAAGACCUUAUCAUCAUCAAUAAUUGUAAUACUGUCAAAAAUCUAGGUUACAGGUAUUAUCUAGGACAAGAGCAGCAGCUUUCAAUUCAGUCCACCAUGUUGGUCGACACUGCAUUUGGUCCUCCAGAGUUACUGCUGGGGCAAGACUGCUGCUGCUGCCCUGUGGGUGCAUGGACACUGUCAGCUUCUAACUUAGGUGAAUCAUCAGGGAAUCAGGUCCAGGCCUUUGGGGGAACCUCUAUGAAACAAGAACUCUGUCAAGCCAGCAGCUUUUCUUCAGGCAGCAGAAUAAGAGAAUUUCCCCUAAAAGGGCAGCUGCUACACUUCCUGUCAAACCAAGAUGACACUAGGGCCAGGUCAGCUGUAUCAUUUGCAUUUGAUUAG
Messenger RNA from Cynocephalus volans (Philippine flying lemur), 3312 nucleotides. RefSeq names its product protocadherin Fat 2-like. Gene Ontology annotation, molecular function: calcium ion binding. NCBI's taxonomy places the organism in Eukaryota, Metazoa, Chordata, Mammalia, Dermoptera, Cynocephalidae. Gene Ontology annotation, biological process: homophilic cell-cell adhesion. The record is from RefSeq and is a predicted model, not a curated record. Gene Ontology annotation, cellular component: plasma membrane. The transcript has 25 exons.